Molecule: messenger RNA, 4149 nt
Organism: Bombus pascuorum
Lineage: Eukaryota; Metazoa; Arthropoda; Insecta; Hymenoptera; Apidae
Product: paternally-expressed gene 3 protein-like
Exons: 11
Coding region: 640-2643 (667 amino acids)
Source: RefSeq, a predicted model, not a curated record
UGAUAUAUCGUGUAUUUUGUUUUCAUGCGUUGAAACGAACUAAUUUGAGCCGUUGUUUUAUGAGUAAGACUGCGAGCUGCUUUCGGAAUAAUUCUUUUUAGUAGAAUUUGUCAGAAUUUGCUAGAAAUGUAGAGUGAAUGAAUUUGGGGGAUUUCGAUAUCGAUCUUCUUCGUUCUAUAAGUUUCAACGUUACUCGCUGUAGAUUUAAUUAUUAACAUUUUUAUUAUUUAUAAAUAUAUCAUGAUACUACCUUUUUUCUCUUUUCAAUUUACAUCGUUAUAUCGUUGUUUCCUCUUAUAUGUCAACCUUACGAACAAAUCUUUUAUUUGAGGCAAAAAGGGCUCCCUUUAUGUUUAUCGUCACUAACAACGAAACAUAUAUUGUAUGAGAAUAUUUAGCGUUGAAUUAUAAUCAGAUUUUACGAAUUUGAAUCUCAUUUUGAAAAUGGAGCGGUAGAUUCUCGACUACGGAAUAUUUCGUGGACGAUUCAAAUUCAAAGAGUUUGGAUAGAUUUGUUAACCGUUCGAUUUAUUCUGCCCUCGACGACCUAAACAACAGAAAAACGAGCUUCUUCAGAGGUUCUUUUGUAGUAGUUGGUCGUGAGCAACGUGUAUCGACGUAUCUAGAUCAAAUUUAAUCAUGGAGAAUGAAGUAACUACGACCUGUAAAAUACCCAAGACGCCAGAAGGUAUUAAAGGUAUUAAAGGAUGGAUGGGAUCGGUGUUUAUCACCACGUCACAGACUGCUUUAGGCCAGACAUUGUUCAGACUCGUUGAUUCGUUUCUCUGGGUCAUCGAGAAGUCUGCACAAUGGAGCUUACCACUUGAAGAAAUUGAAGCUGAGGACAGCGGUAAAUUAUUCGGGAAGAUAAAACUUAUCAGACCUCUACCGUGGUUUCUAUUCCUGCCAGGACUAGUGAUCCUUCGAAUCAUCAGAUGUACAAUUAACAUUGGUGCUUAUGUAUUCGGCUAUUCACAAAUCCAACCGAGUGGAAUGGUAAAAUUGAUGCAAAGGAGCCGCAGACGAUUAAGAGCGCUGAACUCGAAGAUAGGGAAAUCGGUGCGGCGUAGUCCCGCUAACAAGGACAAGAGAUUGACGAUGAUCGAGGCCAAGAAGGCCCUAAUCAGAUCUAUUAGAUUGACUUUGUCGACUUUGUCUUGCUUGGAUACGUCUAAAUCAUCGCCUUCGCCACCGCCAACGAAAAUUCGCAUAAGUCAUACGGAUCUUGAACCGGUGGCAACGCCGGACGAAAAAUCAACCACAGAAUCUGUCGACAGUCCGAUACAGCAUGAAGCGAAACGCAAAUUUUCCCAGCUCAGUUCGGACGAAGAAAGUACCGACGAAUCGGAUAGCGAAGAGCUGGGUUCGAAACUUGCAUUACUCGGCAUGGAAGAUAGCGCAGACGAUUCAGAUUUUAACCCUUCCCCUUCGGGUAUCGCAGAGAUAAACACAGCAUCUAGUUCGGCGACCAGCAGCGAAGGGGACAAAGAAGUGUCUUUAACGGAGUUGAAGGACAUUCAGAACGAAGCUAAUGAAUUCCUCCAAAAAAUUAAUUUUUCAACAUCUUCCGAGGCAGUGUCAUUGAAUUUGGAGAAAUCGGAGAGCACCGCGGAUGGCGAGAAAUACGGCGUGGACAGUUCGGAAUCCGAAUGCCAAAAGAUGAUCUCUUGGUCUAAAGAAUUUAUCGAUCAUGAAGUAACGUCUACGUCGGAGCAAUUGCCAACAGACUCGACCACAUUAUCGGAUGUGAACGACGAAAUAUCCAUCGAAACAGAGCCAGUAACUUGCGAAUUACUGCCAGCGCAAGAAUCAUGCGAAUUACCACCAGCGUCAGAAUCUUGCGAAUUACCGCCAGCGUCAGAAUCUUGCGAAUUACCGCCAGCGUCAGAAUCUUGCGAAUUAUCGCCAGCGUCAGAAUCUUGCGAAUUACCGCCAGCGCAAGAAUCUCGCGAAUUACCGCCAGCGCAAGAAUCUCGCGAAUUACCGCCAGCGCAAGAAUCUUGCGAAUUACCACCAGCGCAAGAAUCUCGCGAAUUACCGCCAGCGCAAGAAUCUUGCGAAUUACCGCCAGUGCAAAGAACUUGCGAUUCACCCCCGGGGCCAAAAUUUCGCGAAUUGUCGCCAGUUGCAAAAUUUCGCGAAAUAUCGCCAGUGGCAAAAUUUCGCAAAUUGCCGCAAACCCCAAAAUUUUACGAAUUACCGCCAGCAUUAGAAUCUCGCGAAUUACCGCCAGUACCAGAAUCUCACGAAUUAGCACCAGCGUCGGAAUCUCGCGAAUUACCUUCAACGCAAGAAUCUUGCGAAUUGCCGCCAGCGCAAAAAUCUUGCGAAUUACCGCCAAGAUCUUGCGAAUUACCGGCAACGCUAGAAUCUUGCGAAUUAUCGCAAACCCCAAAAUUGUGCGAAUUACCGUCAGCUCCAGGAUCAUGCGAAUUACCAUCAGUACCAGAGUCUUGCGAAUUACCGCCAGCACCAGAAUCUUGCGAAUUGUCUCCAGCUCAGAAAUCUUGCGAAUUAACGCCAGCACCAGAAACUUGUACAUCAGCGGAAGCUCGUACUCUCGACACAAAAGAACUGCCAAUUGUGCAAGAAAAGAAGGAUUACAAGCCUGAAAAACUUGAACGUCAUCGAGAUACUAACUAAACCUUCUUGAUUGAAAAAUUCAACCUGAAUAGAGACGUUGUCCUCUCCAACGUUCCCCUAGAUAGGAAUCGUAAAAAGAAGGAAAGACGAAAACAGAAUCUCUCGAUCAUAUUAGGACAAGUAUACAUCACAAUUGGAAUUUUACGAAAAUCGAUUCUAUUUUUUUUUUUAUUUUUAUGUUCCUAGUUUUUAGCGAUCGUUCGUUACCAAUAAAAUCGACAAAAUCGAAUUGCGCACGACCGUCGUCUAAAUUAAAAAAGCGAGAUAUAUUUAUUUUGAGCAUCACUAACGUUAAUAUUCUAAAUUUCAACGACACUGAUUUCUACAUUUAAUAAUUUCAAGCUACUAAUUAACGCUACGUAAUCGUUUGAGACACCAUUGAUGCUGGUAUUCUAAGUUUCCACGGUUCUCGUUUGUAAAGUUAAUAAUUCGGUGUAAAUAUACGCUUCUUACUUCGUUGCAUCCAUUUUGAGCUAAAUGACUUUCUAAAUUCGUGUUGGACGUUUUUCUGACAUUCGGGAUUCUGAUAUUCGGGAAAGAAUUAUACCGAGAAAGAGCGGUCUGAUCGUUACGAAAGUUUCGUUCGAGAUGGCAAUGUAUCGCUAGCACGACCAACGAUAAAAAAUAUUCUGGCAGAUAAUAGGAGAUAAUGGUUGAACGAUUCACAGGACAACUGGGAUUCUAGCCACUUAUGCAAUAUUUGGUAAAAAAUGCCUCAUCUAUUCGGCAUGGUUUAAACUUGCACGACGUAUUCUCGUGUUGCUCAAAGUACAAAAUGGGACACGUUAUCGUGUUCAGCCUCCCGCUUCAGAGAUAAUUCGUGUAGCCAUUUAUCGUGGUUGCAGUUUUUCAUGCGCGGUCGGUCAGUCUGUAAAAAUAACGUCGGGAGGAGAAGUUGGAGCUACUCUUGUAAAAUUUACGAUCGAUAGUAAUUAAUAGAGAACUAAAUUAAGAGAUAGUAAUUAUAUAGCAGAAUGUUCUUGAAACUUCGAAGAUUAUUGUUGAAAGGAAGGCCACGAGUACUGAUAAUUAUUUCAAAGAGUAAAUUAACAAAAAUCAAAUACCGUGGUAUUGGUGAAAAUUAAAUUAACACGUAGUAAUUAGAAUAUAAAAUAUAAUUAGAGUGCGUUGAAUAUAUCGAUGCGCUCAAAGUUUCAAAAAUCAGAUUCGCAUCGUUGAAGCUUCAAGAGGAUCAUUCUGUUUUCUAGUUGCCGUUCAAUUUAAAAAAUUAAAAUAAAGACACUAUAUAUUAAAGAAGACUGAAUAUGAUUACUUAGAAAAGCUUUUGAUCUCUCAGAGGUGGAAUAACAUUUUAGAUCACGUUUACGAUAUCCUUUAGGAGCGAUUAAAAACCCCGAUAUGAAUUUCCCUAAAUAAUCAUAUUAAAUUAAUCUAAAAAGUGUACACGAAUGUGAAAUUAUCUAAAAUGUUUUUAUAUUACUUUUGCAAAAUGAAAUUUCUAUUUUCGAACAUAGUGUCAUUUCUUAAUAAAGAAAGCCAGAUAUA